CAAUGUGAAAUAUUGUGAUACAUGAGAAAUAUUUUGCCAUUUUAACUACAUUUGAUUUAUUAUUUGAUUUGAUUUAGCAUAGUUGUCUUAUUUUGUUUAAUUUGAAUGGCAGGCAAAAGCAGACAUGGAUUUUUUGCGUAUAUUUCUUCAUAUAUUUUUCCUCCGUCUUACCAGGGGGAAGAUGCCAUUCCACCACGUGACAGCUGGCCUGCUGUACAAGGGGAACUACCUGAGCAGCUCUCUGUCUGAGGGCAGCGACAGUGACCAGUUGGCCAACAUCUCUGCCGAGGAGCUCAGGGAAAUCCGGGAAGCAUUCAGGGUUCUGGACCGCGAUGGAAACGGGUUCAUAUCCAAGCAGGAGCUCGGCAUGGCCAUGCGCUCUCUGGGUUACAUGCCCAGUGAGGUGGAGCUGGCCAUUAUCAUGCAGAGACUGGACAUGGAUGGGGACGGCCAGGUGGAUUUUGAUGAGUUCAUGACAAUACUGGGUCCUAAGCUCCUAUCUUCUGAAACAAGAGAAGGAUUCCUGGGAAAUACAAUAGACAGUAUAUUCUGGCAGUUUGACAUGCAGAGAAUAACGCUGGAAGAGCUGAAGCACAUCCUGUUCCAUGCCUUUAAGGACCACCUGACGAUGAAGGACAUUGAGAACAUCAUCAUCACGGAGGAGGAGAGUCUGAACGAGAACUCCGGGAACUGCCAGACGGAGUUUGAAGGAGUCCAUUCCAAAAAGAAGAACCGGCAGACGUGUGUGCGCAAGAGCCUGAUCUGCGCUUUCGCCAUGGCCUUCAUCAUCAGCGUCAUGCUCAUUGCAGCCAAUCAGAUGCUGCGCAAUGGCAUGGAAUAG
This is a messenger RNA of Conger conger (European conger), 841 nucleotides long. It is a transcript of the gene caln2, whose product is annotated as calneuron 2. The coding region runs from base 125 to 841 and encodes 238 amino acids. Gene Ontology annotation, molecular function: calcium ion binding. NCBI's taxonomy places the organism in Eukaryota, Metazoa, Chordata, Actinopteri, Anguilliformes, Congridae. The transcript has 6 exons. The record is from RefSeq and is a predicted model, not a curated record.